Molecule: messenger RNA, 918 nt
Organism: Orycteropus afer afer
Lineage: Eukaryota; Metazoa; Chordata; Mammalia; Tubulidentata; Orycteropodidae
Source: RefSeq, a predicted model, not a curated record
AUGCUCUUCUUAUCUCAGACUACAGUUGGGAUCCUGGGGAAUUUCUCUCUUCUUCACCAUUAUGUCUUCCUGCACUUCACUGGGGGAAGGUUAAGGUCCACAGACUUGAUUCUCACACACCUGACUGUGGCCAACUCCUUGGUCAUUCUCUCUAAAGGAAUUCCCCAGACUCUGACAGCGUUUGGAUGGGAGGAUUUUCUCAAUGAUUUCGGAUGCAAGCUCCUUUUCUUUGUUCAAAGGGUGUCCAGGGGUGUGACCAUCAGCAGCACCUGCCUCCUGAGUAUGUUCCAGGCCAUCACCAUCAACCCCAGUAACUCCAGGUGGGCGGAGCUGAAGCUGAAAGCUCCCAAGUACAUUGGUCCCUGCAAUAUCCUCUGCUGGGUCCUGAACAUGCUGGUAAAUAUCAUAGCUCCUGUCUAUAUGAUUGGAAAUUGGGGCAAUAAAACCCUCACAAAGAAAAAAGAUUUAGGAUACUGUUCUUCAGUAGUUCAAGACAUAACCACACGCUCACUGCAAGUAGUAUUACUUUCCUUCCCUGAUGUUGUGUGUUUGGGGCUCAUGAUGUGGGGCAGUGGCUGCAUGGUUCUCAUCCUGUACAGACACAAGCAGCGGGUCCGGCACAUUCAUAGGAACAGUAUCUCUGCCAGAUCCUCCCCUGAGUCCAGAGCCACCCAGAGCAUCCUUGUCCUGGUGAGCACCUUCGUGGGGUUUUAUACCCUCUCCUCCAUUCUGAACGGUUUUCUGACUCUUCUCCAUUCUCCAACUUGGUGGCUGGUGAAUAUCACUGCACUGUCUGCUGUGUGUUUCCCGACAAUCAGCCCCUUUGUUCUUCUGAGCCAUGACUCCAGGGUCUCCAGGAUCUGCUGUGUGUGUGCUGGAGACAAGACACAAUUCUCUCAUCUCAUCAAAAAGAUAUAA